GUGGUGCUACUGGUUACGCGCUCCGCAUCAUCUACGGGCACCUCGUGAACUUCUUCAUGCUGAUGCGGCCCGCCUUGGCGGUGCUCGACCUGGGCGACCACUUCAUCGCGGAGCACCGCGAGAGGUUCGCCAAGUUCCCUCCCGACCUCUUGGACGAGAUCCGUGUCGCCAACGGCCUGAUCUUCCUGGUGGAAGUGGACCUCGGGGCACCACGGGCCCCGGUCACCUACUGCAGCCACGCCAGCACCUACGGCUACGCGCUGCGCGACGCCUGCUUGUCGGACGACGAGCUGCUCGACACCUUCACUGUACGGGGGCGCCGGCGUUUCCUGGACGCAGAGCCUACCUUCUUGACUGGGGCGGCUGACGGUCCACCCGCCGCUAUCGCCGCCGAGGCCACAGCUACCCUCGCGGCGGGGUUUGUGGGCGACCCCGCUUUCGAUCUUGAUGAUGAGUAUCGCGGGGCCGCCUGUCACGCGCUCGAGCUUGACGGGAUGGUGACUCCCGUGGCCGACGCCGUGGUCGACCGCCAUCGCUGGGCUCUUAUCGUCCGAGGUGCCUGGAGGCACGCGGCCCCUAUCCACGUGAAGGAGGCGCGCACGCAGCUGCUCGGCCUGAUCAGGGCCUCGCGGAGCACCAGGAUGCAUGGCCACCGCGUGGGCAGCAUGGGCGACAGCAAGGCCGCCCUCCUCAGCUUCGAGAAAGGCUCUGCCAGCGGCCUGACCGCGCACGGUGCCCAGCGGCGCCUUGCUCGCGUGGCAGGCCUGCAUGCCCGCCGCGGCCGCCGCUGCCUGUCAGAGGUUGCGCCAGCGCCGCAGCCGCCACAAUCGUUUGAUAUCCCGGAGGUUACCGAAGAGGCAGCCUCAGAGACGGCGGAGGUCAUCGCCGCGCCUGCUCCGAGGGAGGCAGAGAGCAAAAAGCCCGUGUUCGCAGCCUCUCGUCCUCGUGCUUCCCGUCGCCCCAAAGCUUUCUGCGAGAUCUUCGCGGGCUGCGCCCGGCUCACCGCCGCCCUCAGGGACUUGGGCCUCUUUGUGACGGCCCCGGUGGACCUGGAGAACGGCUCGCACUUCGACUUCCUGGAUUACAGGGUCUUCAAUGUCCUGCCGUCUUGGAUCAGGUCUCGGAAGCUCUGGUGGGUGCACUUUGGGACUCCGUGCAUCGCGCGGAGCCGGGCUACUGGGGCGGCUCGCUCCCAACGCCGUCAAGGGCCCCAGCUAGCCCGUCGCACCUUAGAACUCAUGAGGCUCUGCAGGGACUUCAACGUGCACUGGUCUCUCGAGAACCCCGCGUCCUACAAGCUGUUCACACGGGCUCCCUUAGCGUCUUUUAUCUCCCCAGUUGAGUCUGCCAAGAUCCUGAUUCACUAUUGCCAGUACGGUUGCAUAUAUAAGAAGCCUACAUUCGUCAUGUCAGUCUCCGACGACUGGGAGGCUCACCUGGCGGCCGCUGUCGGGCGGCCCACCAGCGACCUCGUCAGGCCCCCCAAUGGGGUGCCCACUGGGCUCAGGCGCGAGCCAGUCGCAGGGGCCCGCCGACGGCGGAACUACGUCGAGCCCGCAGUCCUGGCGGCCAGGAGGCGCGCCCGCGCCGAGCAGCAGCCAAGACCCUACCUCCAGACGCGCCGAGUCAGGCCCAUCACAGCCAGCAGGUACCUCGAUUCCUACGCGAAGUUCAAGGUCUGGGCUCAACAGCAGGGCCGUCCUCUCACGACUCACGACCUCGUCGAUCGAGCAAUGGAGGACUACCUCGACGCGCUCCACUUCGGAGGCAAGGCGUUGGCCGAGGGCCGCUACGCGGUGCACGGGGCCAUCCACUGCCUGCGCUACCCGAGACGGACCCCCGCCGCGCUUCCGCGCAGCCGGGAUGCGCUCGCCGGCUGGAGCCAGGCCGGGCCAGAGCGGGUCCGCGACCCGCUGCCGUGGGAGGCCGCUGUCCUGAUCGCCGACCACAUGAUCCAGCAGGGGCCCCUCGGCGAAGCCGCCGCGGGGGCGCUCGUCCACAGCUUCGACGGGUGCCUCCGUCCGUCCAGCGCGCUGAGGAUCAGUGGCGCCGACGUGCACGUCGCCGCGGGCGGGGUGGCCAGGGGGCACCCUCGCGCGACAAUUACCAUCGCGCCGCUCCACGCCGACGACGGAGCCGAGCCCUGCCCGCGGCCCAAGAACAACGAGCACGACAUGACGCUGAUCUUCGGAGACCAGGCGAGCUUCAAGGCCGGUCGGAGCUUCGUGGCCGACCUCCUCGUGAAGCUGAAGGGCCAGCGCCAGCCGCAUCGGCCGCUCUUCCCGCUGACGCUGGCCCAGUACGAACGGUAUUUCAACGCCGCGGUCGCGGCCCUUCAGCUGCGCCGCCUGGAUGUGACUCCUCACUGCGCUCGCCGCGGCGGCCAUUCAGUAGACGCCGCGAGGGGCCUCCGCAGCAUCCCCGACAUUCAGAAGCGUGGGAUGUGUCGGGCCGCCUCCUCAGUCAGGCGCUACGAAAAGGCAGGCACUUUGAUGCGACAGCUUGAGAAG
Molecule: messenger RNA, 2510 nt
Organism: Prorocentrum cordatum
Lineage: Eukaryota; Dinophyceae; Prorocentrales; Prorocentraceae
Source: the annotation of a GenBank genome assembly